AUGUUCGUUCAGGAGACUCGUGAUGCGGCCACCCUCGUAACCGUACUUGUCAAUUGGAUCAGCCAGAUCAUAGUUAGCUUGGGGUACAUGCAACUGCUGACCUACCUGAACGACUACUCGUUCGUACCAUUCACAGUACUGCUCGCCAUUUUUAUUGGUCUCCUCUGGCGUUACCUGCCGGAGACAAAGGGUCGUACUCCGCGCGAAGUUGAGGAACACUUCAUAAAAGAAACGUCUCAUACCCUAUCGCCCGUGGGCAGACCAUUUGAAGAGGACCUAGACAGACGUAUGUAUUCUGAUUCGUUUUUUGUCUGCUUUUUUGUCUGCACGACUUUUGACUUUUUUCUGCUGCACUGA
Dibothriocephalus latus is the source of this 357-nucleotide messenger RNA. The record is from the annotation of a GenBank genome assembly. Lineage: Eukaryota; Metazoa; Platyhelminthes; Cestoda; Diphyllobothriidea; Diphyllobothriidae.